AUGAGCGCCCCUACCGCUGAAACUUGCGGCGAUCCGAUGUCGCUACCGCAGAUAACACUAGAAUGGAGCGUUGUGGGAUUCAACUUCAACAUCAGAAACACUGAUUCGGAGCUGACGCCUCUGUUUACCCUCUUCCGGAAAUUACCCCCUCCAGACAAGACGCGUCAGUUGACCCUUGAUGACUUUUUCAACCCCGAAACUUUUGUCUACACCUUGCGAGCGGCCUCCGAUAAUCUGGUCCCGGAGAAAUGCGAAAACCAAAACCAAGAUUCUAUGUUUGGCAUUCUUCUCCCUGACGAACUCUUCACGCCGUGGACGUCUUUCGAACCGUCCGAAAUCCGAGUCUGCGAGGAAAAGGUCAUUGGGCCUCCUAAUCACACACCACGCAAGGUCCUCCUGAAGGACGACACCGUCGCAUUCUUGAAGCUCAUGCAUCGCGGCGACAAGCAGUCCCUCAAGACCGAGUUGGAUACCUAUAACAAGAUCGACAAGACACAGCUUGACAGUGCAACCAGGGUCUCACGCCUCCAUGGUCUGGUGCGGGAUGACAGCGGCGCAAUUUUUGGUCUUUUACUCACUUAUAUCGACUGCAAAAAUGUGACGCUGUCUUGUGCGGUGAAGCCCGGGUUGUCGACAGUCCUGCGCGAGAAAUGGGCAGCUCAGCUCCGGGACAGCAUCACCCAGCUGCACGACGCUGGGAUCGUCUGGGGAGAUGCUAAGCCGGACAAUGUCUUGAUCGAUAGCAAUAAGGAUGCUUGGAUUGUCGACUUUGGUGGAGGGUACACAGAGGGAUGGGUGCCUAAGACAUUGGCUGGCACGAUAGAGGGUGAUCUGGUUGCUCUUGAGAAGAUGAUAGAACUCAUUGAACGAGAAGCUACAGCGGACUGA
Fusarium vanettenii 77-13-4 is the source of this 888-nucleotide messenger RNA. RefSeq lists its product as uncharacterized. Gene Ontology annotation, molecular function: ATP binding; protein kinase activity. Bases 1 to 888 code for a protein of 295 amino acids. The record is from RefSeq and is a predicted model, not a curated record. The transcript has 2 exons. Lineage: Eukaryota; Fungi; Ascomycota; Sordariomycetes; Hypocreales; Nectriaceae. Gene Ontology annotation, biological process: protein phosphorylation.